CUGUUUUGGGUGUUUUGUUGUAUUUAUGAAUGGAUUGCAUUGCAUUGAUUGGGGUUGAAUCGGUGGGGGAAGGGAGCCCGCAAUGAAUGACCGUCAAUCCAUUCAAGGAAUCCAAUUCCAAUCUACGGCGGAUAUAUUUCACCUUAUACGACGAGGCUAACCUAUUAUUCUCUUCAAUUACAGGUUGCUGGGCGUCAGCAGGGCCAAAGGAAGGAUGCGUUGCUCUGGAACAGCAGCUGAGAGAGUGUAUGGAUUCACAUGUGCGUAUUAUACACCUUCCUACCCCAGAGUUCUGGCAUAUACCCGAUCUAUAUGUUUUGCAUUAUCAUGGUCCGCCAUGGUUCUGCUCCGAUCUUUCGAAUGCCGAAAGUGAGUGAUAUGCUAAUGGUCUGAUUCUCGCAUACAGAAACCCAAAACUACCAAGAGGAACGCCAUCAACUACCACCUUAUGCGAAUGUAC
This is a messenger RNA of Aspergillus versicolor CBS 583.65, 460 nucleotides long. RefSeq names its product mitochondrial 37S ribosomal protein mS37. Lineage: Eukaryota; Fungi; Ascomycota; Eurotiomycetes; Eurotiales; Aspergillaceae. The transcript has a single exon. The record is from RefSeq and is a predicted model, not a curated record. The annotation marks the transcript as partial.